CUGAGGGAAACAUAUCCGAUUCGGACCAUAGAAAGAACAUGCUGUGCUUCUGCCUCAUUCUUUUGCUAGGAGAAAUAUCUGGGGGAAGAAUGCUGUCUUUUGUGGGCUUACCUGGUACAGGCAAAGUUAAAGAAAAUUCUCCAGCUGGUGCUUCAAUAUAUACCUUCAAUGUCUCUUUAUCCCCAUCCAAUGCUCCAGUGAAUGGAUAUCCCAAAAUAAUAAACACAAACCCGCUCACAAAGGCUUUCAGGAUCAAUGCUGUAUCUUCACUUCAGUACAUCGUUGCCACCAGUGGAGAUCCUAUGAUAGAUUAUGAAACGAUGCCCCACACAUUUGACUUGCAGAUUCUGGUGCGUGACAGUGCUGGAGCAAAAGCCGUACAAAUACUGACUAUUGUGGUGCUUGAUGAAAAUGAACCUCCCGUCUUUCUAGGCGAUCUUGCCACCCAAACUGUCAUGGUGUAUGUCAUGGAAAACAAACCAGCAGGAAUUAUUUACCAGCUUCAUGCAUUCAGUUCAGAAAAUACAACAUCUACAAGAAUCUUUUAUUCACUGACUCCGGUAGAACCAUUCUCGAUUUCCCAAACUGGAACCAUUUCUUCUUCGAAAGCAUUUGAUUUUGAGAAAGAUCCACAUAGCUAUUCAUUAAACAUUACAGUGACAAAUGGCCAGGGUUUGAGUACAUCUGGGACGGUGAUAAUCAAUAUCAUAAACAUCAAUGAUGAAACACCCUACUUUAACAUGACAAAAAGCGUAUUCGGGAUUAAGGAAGAAGAAAGGACAGGAACCAUUGUAACCACAAUAACAGCUGUGGAUCCAGACAACAUUUUUGAUGACAGCCUCCGCUACAGAAUCACUGCUCCUCAAAGGAUUCCUUAUUUCUCAAUAAACCCAGAGAAUGGUGUUAUUCGAGUGGCCAGAAGACUAGAUCGCGAUAUUGAGCCACUAAAACUACAUCCCAAUAUAUCUUUGGAAAUUCUUGUUGAAGAUAGUCCUAACGGUGGACAAAGUAAUAGCAUUACAAUUGUUAUAUCCGUUCAAGACAUUAAUGACCUCCCGCCAGAAUGCCAACAAUAUAAUUUCAGACAGAGUUUUUUGGAAAACAUCAGCACAGGAACAAUUAUUUUUGACUUGAAAAAUUCCUGCCAGGACCAUGACGCUGUCGCACCAAACAACCUGUUUAACUUCACUGGACUGUCUGGAGUUGGAAGUCAUAAAUUUGCACAGGACCCACCUGGUUCUGGAAGAAUUAAGCUGGUGGGAAAUGUGGAUCUUGAAAAUCAAACUGAUGGAGCAGUGAAGGACUAUAUUCUGAAUAUUGUGGUGCAAGAUAUUGUUUCGCCUUUCUAUCCGAAUAAUAUCUACAUUUAUGUUAGAAUACUCCCUGUGAAUGAGUUUAUACCAGUCUUCAGUCAUUCUUCAUAUGUUUUCAAUGCAUCAGAAAUAAUAGCAGUGAAGUCUAUAAUUGGAACAGUGACCGCAACAGACAAAGAUGUACCAUCUACCGGGAUAUCAUACUCAAUUGUGGCUGGAGGAGGCACCCGUGACUACUCAGAAGUAUUCUGGAUUGAUCCUAAAGAUGGCAGAGUAGAAAUAGUUGCUCAAUUAGAUUACGAAACAAGUCAGAGGUACCUUCUCACCAUUCAGGCUUCUGACAAUGAGGGCUAUACUGCGACUGUGUCAGUAACAGUGAAUGUUCUUGAAGCAAAUGAUGAAAAACCAGUUUGCUCCACCAAUUCACGUUUGUUGCAGAUUCCGGUGAGCCUGACUCCGGGCACCAACAUCAAUGGUUUCUAUAUAUCAUGCGUUGACCGAGAUUCAAGUCCCCGAUCUUUCCGUUACACUAUUAACUCAGGUAAUGUGAAUAACCAUUUCGCUUUUUCGCCAAGUGCUGGCUCUGGUACCUCAUGGCUGAUUCUUCUAUCCCCAUUUGACUAUGAAGGAGGCCUGGACAGAGUCUGGGAAUACAGGCUGGAAGUCUUAAUAACAGAUGAUAAUUUGUUAUCAGUGGCAAAUAGAGCUACCACCCUCAUUCAAACGGGUACAGUGACAUUCACCGUUAAAGUCAUUCCUAAUCCAACCACCGUGAUCCCAACAACACCAGGCGUUACCCUUGUGACCAGUAGAGAAAACGUCUAUUUUGCUUCAGCUUGGUAUGUGCCCUUCAUCGUUUCUCUUGGCAGUUUGCUCCUCCUUGGACUUCUUGGGUAUCUGACCUUCUUGCUGGCAAAAUAUAUCCGCACCCACUGCCAGCCAAAGCCCAAAGAAGACAAAAAGCCACUGAUAAAAACACCAGAAAAGAAGAAGGUUGGGAAAGAAGUAGUAUGGGAGAUGACCAAUGUAAAUGCCGUUUUCGAUGGGGAAGCAAGAGAUCCAGUCACUGGCCACAUGUAUGAAUUUAAUUCAAAGUCCGGAGCUCGGAGAUGGAAAAAUACAAACAGGCCUCUAGAAUUGGAAGCAAAGGAUCCAGAGACGCACAUAACGGCUAUUAGAACGAGCACUGGGCAAGGAAAUCUAGUAAGCGGAGAGCAAGCUGGGACCAGUGCCAGAAAGCAGGGAAGGCAGGACAACAAGAUGUCAGCACCACCCGAACAGAAGAUUGAGAUUUCUGAUCAAGAUAAUGACCUAAAAUUACGGGUGCCGAAAGAAAAAUCUCUGGCAAAUGGAUCAACAGUCCAUCCAAGCACAUCGCCAGCUCUACCACGCAGGUCACCCAUGCCCUCUCCCAAAAUAUAUCCCAAAUAUCAAAGUCAAGCUUAAAACAGGAAGUAUUUUUUUGAGUAAUGAGUCCAGAAAACCUUUUGCAGGUACUCCAAAAAUGGAGCGGUAAUGUGAACACAUUUUACUUAUUGUUAAUUACGUUCUUUUUGAGUUAGUAACGAAAAGUGGCACUGUUAAAGAAACAGCCUGUCGUGGGCAACAAUUCUAAUUCAGAUAACAUAUUGGAAGUGCAAUCUAUGGCAAUUGAUCUGAAAGACACAAGAAGAGUGUGAGUGGCUGGAAUAAUUGCCAACUACUUUGGCAUUCAUAACCUAAGGGAUGAGGCACCAGCCUGCAGCCAGGAACACUGGACAUGACUUCUGUAAGAGAAAUGCAGCUUAUUUCGGGAGAGACUAGUGGAUAUUUUUAACAUACUCUUCAAAACUUAAGGAUGAUUUAAACAAUGAGCCAAAUCAAAGUUGCUGUUGCCGUGAAGUGUAGAUCCCAAAAUGAGUGCUGCGACUUUUAUAUUUACCUGCCAGAUUUGCUAAAAUGAUGGAAAUUUAGAGAGUUCUCUUCAUCUGCAAGUUCCUUAAAGCCAGGUUAUCUUUUUGUCACAAGGCUUCUAUUGAACAGGCACACACCUCACACAGUCCAAAGAAAAUGAGUAGCAUUUACAUGGUAAAACAGUGGUGAACGGCUUCCUUCAGAAGGGCUACAAUACUGAGCAGCCGUCACAUGGCUUGGAUUUCCAACAACUGCAAAACAACUGUUUUUGUUACAUUUAUCUGAAUGGGAAAAGAUGGCCUGUUUCUACCACUGAGAUUAUGUACUGUUCCUUGUAUAAUUUUUUAAAAACUUUGUACAAAAAUUUCCUGGUUUGCAAACUAAAGUAUACUCACAUAAUUAUGCUUUU
Eublepharis macularius is the source of this 3615-nucleotide messenger RNA. RefSeq names its product cadherin related family member 3 (gene CDHR3). The transcript is spliced from 19 exons. NCBI's taxonomy places the organism in Eukaryota, Metazoa, Chordata, Lepidosauria, Squamata, Eublepharidae. The record is from RefSeq and is a predicted model, not a curated record. The coding region runs from base 39 to 2759 and encodes 906 amino acids. Gene Ontology annotation, biological process: homophilic cell-cell adhesion. Gene Ontology annotation, molecular function: cadherin binding; calcium ion binding. Gene Ontology annotation, cellular component: catenin complex; membrane.